This is a messenger RNA of Aspergillus nidulans FGSC A4, 1065 nucleotides long. Its product is annotated as protein bnfA. Lineage: Eukaryota; Fungi; Ascomycota; Eurotiomycetes; Eurotiales; Aspergillaceae. The record is from RefSeq and is a predicted model, not a curated record. The coding region runs from base 1 to 1065 and encodes 354 amino acids. The transcript has a single exon.
AUGGCGAUGGCCCCCGUCAAGUUCACCAAGCCCCCCGACUUGUCUGGCCGCACUCCGAUCUAUCGCCUCAGCAAAACGGUCCCUCCGCCGGCUCCGGCGCCCCAGCCGAGCGCCAGUCCCCAAUUCGUCAACAAGGGCAGUCAGGCACAUACCUCCCACUACCAACCGCCGUACCCUCCUCACCCUCCUCCCUUCAAUAUUCCCCAUACCGUAUCACCGGCUUCGCAGCCCGGUCCGCAGCCGCAGUCCACACCACAAGAUAACAAGGAAAAUGCAUUCGCGCACACACCGCAGAGCCUCGAUUCCCCCGCGCAAGGGUCGCCGCCCAUGACCAAACGUCGCGGGAGGAAGCUGCAGGAGAACGAGACGCUCAUCUUGGUCAACUGCUGCUUGGAAUAUCAGAGCUUGUACAAUGAUAAUCCACAGCGGUUCUGGUACUGCGUCGCGACGAGCCUCAAACGGCAGAUCAAGCGCAAUUUCUCGUCGCACUCGUGUCGCCAAAUCGUCGAGGAACUGGUCGUCGAGCGCCGCGAGCGCCGACGGGAUGUUGCGGCGGGGAAGGUUAAAGAGCAACCGCUGACCGAGCUUGUGCUUGCAACGGACAAGUGGAUCUCGUUCAUGGACACGGCGUCUGGAGGUACCAUCGCGUCUCCGGCGCCGCUGAUGAAACGGGCGGCCCUAGAUAUCCCGGAUGACUCGAACGCGAAGCGACCCAAACCGCACGAACCCGCGCCCUCCGUCCCACCGCCAGCCGUAUCGCAACCGCAGCCAUUAUCGCAACCACCGUCGCAACCACCGUCACAGCCGAUGCCGUUAUCAAUGCCGGUCGCCCAGCCCAUGCCUCCGUAUACGCCGUACCCGAACGCCGGACUGACGAUGCCCAGCGGGCCUACAAUCGCGGCCGAGUUUCAGACCUUAAAGGUAGAUAUCCGGAGCUUGCGGAUGGACGUGCAGGGGUUGAGGCGGGAAAUGGUCGAGGUGCGACAAGAGUUGAACACCAAGCUGGACUUGAUUCUGCAGGCGCUGCAACAGGUCAAGGCGCAGACUGAGGCAAAGGAAACAUGA